Molecule: messenger RNA, 3203 nt
Organism: Brassica oleracea var. oleracea
Lineage: Eukaryota; Viridiplantae; Streptophyta; Magnoliopsida; Brassicales; Brassicaceae
Product: protein NLP8-like
Exons: 7
Coding region: 273-3023 (916 amino acids)
Molecular function (GO): DNA-binding transcription factor activity; protein binding
Source: RefSeq, a predicted model, not a curated record
CUUAUCAAAACGCAUCGUUCUGUUGCUUACGCAAGCACACAAGCUCUCAAGAUACAGAGAGAGAGACCGAAUCGAUUCCAAAGUCUAUUCCUUUCGUUGCAAAGCUUACGAGUAUUCCAUUAAUGUAAGCGGCCAUAUAUCACUCUGCUGAUGUAGUAGUAUCUUCCUCCAGUGCUUAAAGCGGUAUUGAUGGAGGUUUGAUUCAUUAAAGUUGCUACGUGAGAGCGUUUUCAAGAAUCCUCCUUUGCUUUAGUCAGCUAAUCAUCAACGUUAUGGAACACCCUUUUGCUUCCAGAGACAAGGUGUUUGGUUAUCAAGAUAUGUCAACAGAAGAGAUGGAUGGUUUCAGCUUUGGUUCUGGUGUUAGGAAUCUGAUCUCUGACGAUAUGUUUAACUCAUCUUCCAACUCUGAGCUUAUGAAUUUCGACUCUUUCUCCACAUGGUGCAACAGCCCUUCUUCCGCUACUGAUAUCUUGUUUGCUCAAUAUGGUCUGUCGACGACCUCCCAGCCUAUGCCCUUUGGCGCUAUCACUUCAUCAGGUCUUACUCGUUCGUUCCAUGAUUUGGAAAGCUCUUACUAUGGUGAAGAAAGACUGUCAAUACAGGAAACGAGCUCUCAGUUUCAUCGCUCGUUCGAUGGUGAUGAGUUAACUGGCAAACGACGCAGGGUGGCUAUUCCCAACUUGAUGAACUGUACUAUUCCCAGGUCUUUGAGCCACUCGCUAGAUGAGAAGAUGCUCAAGGCAUUAAGCUUGUUUUUAGAGUCCUCAGGUUCAGGAGAGGGAAUUUUAGCUCAAGUUUGGACUCCUAUUAAGAUAGGAGACCAGCACGUGCUCAGUACAUGUGAUCAGGCCUAUUUGCUUGACCCGAGGCUGUCCCAGUACCGUGAAGUCUCGAGGAAAUUCACUUUUGCCUCUGAAGCAAAUCAGUGUUCUUUUCCGGGUCUUCCUGGCCGUGUCUUCAUCUCCGGAGUACCUGAAUGGACGUCAAACGUUGUGUAUUACAAGACGGAUGAGUAUCUGCGUAUGAAGCAUGCAAUAGAUAAUGAAGUCCGUGGCUCCAUUGCAAUACCUAUCCUUGAAGCUUCUGGGACAACUUGUUGUGCCGUCAUGGAGCUUGUCACUUCCAAGGAAAAGCCUAAUUUUGAUACGGAGAUGGACUCUGUUUGCCGUGCUCUCCAGGCUGUAAACUUACGGACAUCAGCGAGCCCUCGCCCUCAGUUCCUCUCCAGUAAUCAAAGAGACGCUUUAGCUGAAAUACAAGAUGUUCUCCGAGCAGUAUGUCACGCACACAGGUUGCCUUUAGCUCUAGCCUGGAUUCCUUGUAGUUACGGCAAGGGGGGAAAGAAUCAAUCAGGUGAAAGUUGUGUUCUUUGCGUAGAGGAAACAGCUUGUUAUGUGAAUGAUACGGAGAUGGAAGGCUUUGUGCACGUUUGUUUGGAGCAUUGUCUAAGAGCAAAGGAAGGAAUCGUCGGCAAAGCUUUCGUAUCAAACCAGCCGUUCUUUGCUUCUGAUGUGAAGGCUUAUGACAUCAGUGAGUACCCUCUUGUUCAGCAUGCUCGAAAGUACGGUCUGAAUGCUGCUGUUGCUAUAAAACUGAGGAGCACUUACACUGGUGAAGAUGAUUACAUACUUGAACUGUUCUUGCCUGUAAAUAUGAAAGGAAGCUUGGAGCAGCAGCUUCUAUUAGACAGCCUUUCGGGUACUAUGCAGAGAAUUUGUCGAACUCUUAGAACCGUUUCAGAUGUAGGGGAAACUAACAAAGAAGUGAGUAAAGCUAAAUGUUCAGGAAACUUCCGGACAAUGUUAUCAGAUUCAGAACUUAACUCUACUAGAAAUAUAUUUUCGGAUAUGUCCUCUGAUAAAGAUAACAGUAGUGCAGGCUCUCAAGGCACUUAUGAGCAGGAAAUGAGCAAAGCUAGAACACAAGAGAAGAAGAAAAGCACAACAGAGAAAAAUGUGAGCUUAAGUGUUCUGCAACAACAUUUUUCUGGGAGUCUAAAGGAUGCUGCAAAAAGCCUUGGUGGUGAGAUUUCCACAGUUUCUCUCAGGAUGGAUGCGUUUCUAUUACCAGACAAACUUUUUCUUACGCUUGAGUUUGUAUCUAAUCUUGCAGUUUGUCCCACUACGCUAAAACGGAUAUGCAGACAACAUGGGAUCAUGAGGUGGCCAUCUCGUAAGAUAAACAAAGUGAACAGGUCGUUAAGGAAAAUACAGACGGUGCUUGACUCUGUCCAAGGUGUGGAAGGAGGACUCAAGUUUGACUCAGCGACAGGCGAGUUUGUAGCAGUUUGCCCUUUUAUCAAAGAACUUGAUACCCAGAAGGAUCCUGUUAGAGGUCAGGAAGAUGUGGCGGCUCAAGAUACUUCGUUUGAGCUCUUGGAAGCUAAAUCAGUCGACAAUGAAAUCAAGUUAGAGGAGGAUAUCAUCACAAACGGAUCAUUCGUGGAGGUUAAUGCGAGUGGUCAGCAAUGGGCUUGGAUGGCUGAACAAUCUAGCUUCCAUUGCAGUGAAGGAAUAAAGAACAAUGGCAACUUAAGCUCUCAGGCAAUCAGAUGCAGUGGCAGUAUCAACGAACCGAACCAGUCCGUGUCAUGCAGCAUGUCAGGUUCAUCAAAUGGAUCAGGUGCAGUUAUGCUACGAAGCUCAUCGACUUCCAUGGACGAUAGUAACCAAGUUAGAACACAGAAAAGCAACAGCAGCGAGAGUGGAUCAACAAAGCUCACUGUAAAAGCUACUUACAGAGAAGACACAAUACGUUUCAAGUUCGUGCCGUCGCUUGGGUGUUCUCAGCUGUACAAAGAAGUUGGGAAACGUUUUAAACUGCAGGAGGAGUCGUUUCAACUCAAGUACUUAGACGAUGAAGAAGAAUGGGUGAUGCUGGUUACAGAUUCUGAUCUCCAAGAGUGCUUGGAGAUAUUAUAUGGUAUGGGAAAACACACGGUGAAGUUCCUGGUUCGUGAUUUGCCUGCGCCUAUAGGUAGUUCUGCCGGCAGCAACUGUUACCUAGGAACAGGCUUAUAGCAUCUACUGCUCAGUUAUGUUAUCCCUUGUGAAAGAAUGUUUUUUAUUUCUCCAUAUAUUAGUUUACUUAUAAGAAAAGGUAUGAGCUAGGGAUAAAGACAGUUUUGGCAUAGUGGAGUCGGGAUACUGUAUAUGUUUGUCCUUUUAUAUAAAUCAGAGAAUAAGAAGUUUGAUGUCUAA